Messenger RNA from Talaromyces rugulosus, 1782 nucleotides. RefSeq lists its product as uncharacterized. Lineage: Eukaryota; Fungi; Ascomycota; Eurotiomycetes; Eurotiales; Trichocomaceae. Gene Ontology annotation, molecular function: RNA binding; phenylalanine-tRNA ligase activity; magnesium ion binding. The transcript has 9 exons. Bases 1 to 1782 code for a protein of 593 amino acids. Gene Ontology annotation, cellular component: phenylalanine-tRNA ligase complex; cytoplasm. Gene Ontology annotation, biological process: phenylalanyl-tRNA aminoacylation. The record is from RefSeq and is a predicted model, not a curated record.
AUGCCUACCAUCGCGGUCGACAAGGCGGCCCUUUUCAAGGAGCUUGGCCGAGAAUAUACCACGGAGGAGUUUGACGAGCUAUGUUUCGAAUUUGGAAUUGAACUUGACGAAGACACCACCGACCAAGAACGUCCCAACAAUGAACCCCCGCAACUCAAAAUCGAGAUUCCCGCAAACAGAUACGACCUGCUCUGCUUCGAGGGUAUCGCGUUGAUGUUGAACAUCUUCCUUGGCCGCAGAAAGUUCCCCGAUUAUCGACUAGUCCCUCCACCGAAUGGCGAGCUGCAGAAGCUCAUUGUGAAAGAAGAUACGACUAAAAUACGACCUUACGUUUCCGGUGCUAUUUUGCGAAAUAUCACUUUCGACAAGGCUCGCUAUGAAUCUUUCAUCGCCUUGCAAGAUAAGCUCCACCAGAAUCUCGCCCGCCAGAGGACUCUUGUAUCCAUUGGUACCCAUGACCUCGACACGGUUCAAGGACCGUUCACUUACGAAGCGCUUCCACCAAAGGACAUCCGCUUCGUGCCACUGAAUCAGACACGCGAACUGGAUGGAGAAGAACUGAUGGAUUUCUACAAUAAAGACAAAAACCUGGGGAAAUACCUUCACAUCAUCAGAGAUUCUCCUGUCUACCCGGUGAUCUACGACUCGAAGCGGGUCGUGUGCUCCUUGCCCCCCAUUAUCAAUGGAGAUCACUCGAAAAUCACAUUGGAUACAAAGAAUGUGUUCAUUGAAAUUACUGCACUCGACAGGACGAAAUUGGAAAUCGUCAACAAGAUUAUGGUAACCAUGUUUUCAUUGUACACCUCGGAACCUUUCACAAUUGAGCCUAUUCAAAUCGUCUCAGAGCACAAUGGUGAAACGAGGGUAACUCCAGAUCUUGCACCGCGGACCACGGAGGCAGAGGUUUCCUACAUCAACCAAUGUUGCGAUUUGAAGUUGUCUUCACAGGAAAUUUCUCAGCUGCUGACCAAAAUGUCAUACACUGCUAAGCCAUCAGAAAAAUCCGACGACCUCAUUGAAGUCCAAGUACCACCUACUCGGGCCGAUAUCCUGCAUCAAGCGGAUAUCAUGGAGGAUGUUGCUAUCGCCUACGGAUUCAAUGAGUUGCCGCGAAGCUUCCCAAGCAAGUCUGGUACCAUUGCUCAGCCUUUGCCAAUCAAUAAGCUCACCGACAUUGUUCGAAUGGAAGCUGCUAUGGCUGGAUGGUCCGAAGUCAUGCCCCUAAUUCUUUGCUCUCACGACGAAAACUUUGCCUGGCUGAACCGCAAAGACGAUGGCAACACGGCAGUCAAGCUUGCUAACCCCAAGACAUUAGAAUUCCAGGUAGUCCGCACUACUUUACUUCCCGGUCUCUUGAAGACUAUCAGGGAAAACAGGAAUCACUCUGUGCCGAUGAAAAUCUUUGAAGUCAGCGAUGUGGCCUUCAAAGACGUGUCCCUGGAACGAAAGAGCCGCAACGAGAGGCAUUUUUCGGCUGCCUGGUAUGGCAAGACCAGUGGUUUCGAGGUUGUCCAUGGGUUGUUGGAUCGUGUCAUGUCAAUGCUGAAGAGCACUUUCGUUACGGGUCUAGAAAAUCCCGCUGCGAGCGACGCCAGUUAUUGGAUUGAGGAGCUUGAUGAACCUACCUAUUUCCCUGGUCACGCCGCUUCGGUCCAUGUCAAGAUUGGUGGCAAGGAGCAAGUCAUUGGCUCCUUUGGUAUUCUCCACCCUACUGUUCUGGAGAACUUCGAACUUAAAUACCCUGUCAGCACACUUGAAAUCAACAUUGAAGCAUUCUUGUAA